AUGAGUUUGUCAGCAAAAGACAUCAUCAAACUUUCCAUUUCCAGAGAUUCAAAGGAACGUUUAGCCUUUGCAAGAAAAAUAGCCGAAUUAUGUCAAAUGCUUGCACCUGAUGCCGUUAGAUUACAAUUAUUACCUUUUAUUAUCGAUUGGGUUGAUUUAACAGAUGAAGUAAUCAUCUACACAGUUGCAAAUCAAGUCAUAUACCUCGCUAUACGAAUGGGUGGCAUUGGAUUUGCUUCACCUCUUAUUAUGCACUUGCUGACUUCACAAAACAAAUUAGUUAGAGUCAAACUAACAGAACAGAUACUCAAAUUCAAAGAUGAUGCUACUGCAUUCCAAUUUAUGAACGCAAUGGUAAGAUCAGUUUAUGACUCUGUAAGAUCUUUUGUUCCAAAGGUUGUUAACAUUCUUUCGUCGCAAAAAGACAUACAAACAGUUCUUUUACACCUCACUUCAGAUAAAUCUUUUGCAGUUAAAAGAGCCGUUUUGGAAUCAUUAGUGAACCAAGAACCAGAAACAGCAAAAUUAGUUGCCGUCCAAAUGCUUGAUGAUUUGGAUGAUAAAAUCAGAAGUUUCAUUUCUUCAGCAACAAUAAAAUUCCCAUUUUGGACUUCAUCUUUACUUCCAAGGCUUGAAAAUGAUCCAUCAUGGAGAGUUCGAGCAUCAAUUGCAGCUCAGUCGGUUAAUUGCGUUGUUUUAACUCCUGUUCUUCCUUCAUUAUAUCGUCUUACGAAAGAUCCUUCAUGGGAAGUACGUUUGAUUACACUCAGAACAAUCUCAUCGAUAUUAUUCAAGAAGCCAGAUAUUACAUUUCAAGAAACUUCAAAGUUACUCGAAGAUAUCUCAAAAAAUUUCCAAAAAUCUCAACAGAAAUCCACACUUAUUGCAUACAUAGACGUAGUUAUUUCUCUUAUAUGCAGUUCGGCCAACCGUCUUGAGGAUUCUGUUUGGUCUCCAAUUGUAGAUUCGAUACUUAACAUCCAGAACUCCCAAGUUCGCCUACAUUUCUUCAUAGUUGCAGCCCAACAGAAUAUUUCGGCCAUCACCCCAUUGAUUUCUGAAAAAUUUAUGAGAAAUCUUCCAUCCUUCAUGAAUGACAAGAAAUGGAGGGUCAGGGAAGAAGCGGCCAAGCAUCUUUUGUUAUUUAGAACCUAUUUCUCCAACCCAGAUAUCGUUUCUUUCAUCGAUUCCUCAGCAAUGACAUUUAUGAAUGACGAGACACUUCCAGUAAAAGUGGCCGCUUCAAAGUUUAUUGCACAGACAUCCCCUGUUUCAACUGAAAAUCCAAUCCCGGCUUACGUGAAAGAACUUAUGACAGUUCCAAGUUUCAGAAAGAGACAAAACGCGGUUAUGAUUCUCAAUGAAUUACGCAGUUUUACUACAAAUCCGGCUGUUAAACAUGCUUGCGAGGAAAAACUUAAGGAAUUGCAAUCAGAUAAAGUAGAACUUGUUGCUGGAUUCGCCAAGAAUCCUAUUAUUCAUUAG
Trichomonas vaginalis G3 is the source of this 1485-nucleotide messenger RNA. Its product is annotated as meiotic spindle elongation. The transcript has a single exon. Gene Ontology annotation, cellular component: protein phosphatase type 2A complex; cytoplasm. NCBI's taxonomy places the organism in Eukaryota, Parabasalia, Trichomonadida, Trichomonadidae. The coding region runs from base 1 to 1485 and encodes 494 amino acids. Gene Ontology annotation, molecular function: protein binding; protein phosphatase regulator activity. Gene Ontology annotation, biological process: protein dephosphorylation. The record is from RefSeq and is a predicted model, not a curated record.